Messenger RNA from Microthlaspi erraticum, 2580 nucleotides. NCBI's taxonomy places the organism in Eukaryota, Viridiplantae, Streptophyta, Magnoliopsida, Brassicales, Brassicaceae. The record is from the annotation of a GenBank genome assembly.
AUGAUGCAAUCUUGUAAAGAGAGGAAGAGGAUGAUAAUAUGGAGAUUGUUUUUAAUCUUCUCCCUCUCUAACUCAACACUUGUUUUUGCUUCUCAUGCAAAGCACUUGUGUCUUCCAGAUCAGAAAGAUGCUCUUUGGGAAUUCAAGAGCGAGUUCUAUAUCCAAGGGUUCUAUGUCAAAGGGCUCCAUUCGGAUGUGGUGUAUGUAGACGAGAAGACAGAGAGGUGGAGGAACAACACUGAUUGCUGUUCUUGGGAUGGUGUCUCUUGUGAUCCUAAGACAGGCAUGGUCGUUGAGUUAAACCUCUUGGGCGGUUCUCUCAAUGGCCCUUUGAGAUCCAAUAGUAGUCUGUUUAGACUACAACAUCUUCAAAACCUGGAUCUUACCAUGAAUAAUAUUUAUGGUGUUCUACCAGAUUCCAUCGGCAACCUCAAACGUUUGAGUGUUUUAAAUCUUGCAAUUUACAAUCUUUAUGGAAAGAUUCCAUCUUCACUCGGAAAUCUUUCUCAUCUCACUGAUCUUGAUCUUUCUGCUAAUGGUUUCACCGGUGAGCUACCGGAUUCGAUGGGCCACCUAAACCGGCUGACAACGUUGCAACUUGACGGCAACAAGCUCAGCGGGAACUUCCCUCUUCCGCUACUCAAUUUGAGCUCACUCACAGAGAUCGACCUUGGUCCUAACCAGUUCCAAGGUAUGCUCCCUUCAAACAUGAGUAGCCUCUCCAAUCUGGAAGACUUUGAUAUAAGUGGAAAUUCAUUUCAUGGACCUGUUCCAUCAUCUCUCUUCAUGAUCCCUUCGUUGACCGACCUUCGCCUGGGAAGAAACCACUUGAGCGGUCCUCUUGAGAUUGGGAAUAUCUCUUCACCAUCCAUACUUGAAAGUUUAUCCCUUAAAGAAAACAAUUUCAGUGGGCCAAUCUCGAGAUCUAUAUCAAAACUAGUCGGGCUCACGUUUCUUGAUCUCUCUUUUUGGAACACAGCAAGGGGCAUGGUCGAUUUCAACAUCUUCCUUCAUCUCAAGUCACUUGAGAAACUUCAUCUCUCCCAUCUGAAUACAAGUAGCAUGGUCGACUUGAGUGUUUUCUCGCAUCUCAUGUUACUUACUGAGUUGGAUCUUUCAGGGAAUAAUCUGAAGAUCAGUUCAACUCUCCAUCUUCCCUCACCCAUAUGGACCUUGUCAUUAUCAUCUUGCAAUAUUUCCGAGUUUCCCAGGUUUCUACAAAACCUAACCAGAUUGGGGCGUUUAGACAUUUCUACCAAUCGAAUUAAAGGUCAAGUGCCAGAGUGGUUAUGGAGUCUGCCAGAGUUGUGGUACGUCAACAUUUCUCAGAAUUCUUUCAGUGGGUUUGAAGGUUCACCGGAUGAUAUGCUAACAAGUGACAACAACUUGGUACUUGAUAUAAGUUCCAACAUGUUCCAGGAUCUUCCUCUAUUACCAAAGUCGUUGUUGCACUUUUUCGGCUCCGAAAAUGGGAUUUCAGGAGAGAUUCCUACGGAAUUAUGCGGAUUGGUUCAUCUUCGUAUACUUGUUUUAUCAAACAACAACUUCAGCGGAUCCAUUCCUCGCUGUUUCAAUGCUACUCUUUGGGUGUUGCAUCUACAGAAUAACAGCCUCUCUGGUGUUUUUCCAGAGGAAUCUAUCAGUGUUAACUUGAUAUCACUUGAUGUUGGUCACAACAGGUUGUCAGGAGGACUCCCCAAAUCUUUGAGAAAUUGCACUCAACUGGAGUUUCUGAACGUGGAAGACAAUAACUUCAACGACACGUUUCCUUUUUGGGUGAGAUCGUUGCCUGAUUUGCAGAAUCUUGUCCUUGGUUCUAACAAGUUCCACGGGCCAAUAUCAUCUCCUGGAGAAUCUUUGAGGUUCCCCAGACUGCGGAUCUUUGACGUUUCAAAAAACCGCUUCAAUGGAGUCUUGCCAUCAAAUUACUUUACUGGUUGGAGUGCAAUGUCCUCGGUCGUAGACGUUCUAGAACCUGGCUCAUUAUACUAUCAUCAAUCGGUGGGCCUAGCGAACAAAGGAAUGAAUAUGGAGCUGGUUGGAAGUGGUUUCACCAUCUAUAAAAGCAUUGAUGUCUCCCAAAACCAAUUCCAAGGAGACAUCCCUAAUUCCAUAGGUUUACUCAAGGAACUGAUUGUGCUCAACAUGUCCAACAACGCUUUCACUGGCCGUAUUCCAUCAUCUCUGGCGAACUUGACCAAUCUCCAAUCACUAGAUCUAUCUAAUAACAGAUUAUCCGGCCAAAUUCCACCACAGCUCGGGAAACUCACGUUUCUAGAAUGGAUGAACUUCUCUUACAACAGGCUUGAAGGUCCAAUACCACAAGGCACUCAGAUUCAAAGCCAGAAUAGUUCUGCUUUCGCAGAGAACCCGGGGCUCUGUGGUGUUCCUCUCCAAGAAAUCUGCGGCAGAAAAGGAAAAGAAGAAGCAACAAAGCAAGAGGAAGAUGAAGAACAGGAAGAGGAAGAAGAAGAUGAAGCAUUUAGCUGGAUUGCUGCUGCAAUAGCCUACGUACCAGGUGUUUCUGUGGACUCACCAUCGGUCACAUUCUGGCUUCGUAUAAAGAUGGCUGGUUCUUGA